This is a messenger RNA of Cottoperca gobio, 3088 nucleotides long. Its product is annotated as retinoblastoma-like protein 2. Lineage: Eukaryota; Metazoa; Chordata; Actinopteri; Perciformes; Bovichtidae. The coding region runs from base 474 to 2066 and encodes 530 amino acids. Gene Ontology annotation, cellular component: transcription regulator complex; chromatin; nucleus. Gene Ontology annotation, molecular function: RNA polymerase II transcription regulatory region sequence-specific DNA binding. The record is from RefSeq and is a predicted model, not a curated record. The transcript is spliced from 14 exons. Gene Ontology annotation, biological process: negative regulation of G1/S transition of mitotic cell cycle; cell differentiation; regulation of transcription by RNA polymerase II.
AAUUCAAAUAAUGAAGCAACCAUGGUAAAAACGAGUAGCAGCAUAAUAAAAGUAAGUGAACUAGCAGUCAGUAGUAACAAUAAUACAUAUAAAGUGUAUAUUGUACAGAUAGAAAGGACCCGUGUGUCUCCGUCAGACACCGAAGCAGCUGAUCAGCCGGUCUGGGUUGGAACAGUGCUCCAAGUUUGGGAACUUUUCCUAUCUGAGAUGUAGUAACACAUGUGACUCAUCACCUGUUGAUGAGAAGAUUGAUAGCGCUCUCAUUUCUGUAAGAUAAAUAUAAAGUAGGGGGUUUAGUUUAGCUUACAAACUGGAAGCAGGAGGAAACAGCUCGCCUUGCUCUGUCCAUAAAUCCACCAGCCUGUACUUCUAAAAUGUACAAAAUAAUAUUCGUACAGAAACUAUUCAUCGGCUGAGCCAGCGACUUAGUUUCAGUUCCUGCUCUGACUCAUCCUGUGCAACUGACACUCACCAUGGCCUCAGUGCCUCAGGGUAAACAGGGAGGGCCGAGUGACCGUCUGAUCGCUGUGUUCAGGCUCUGCUCCAAAGAUCCAACCGUAGAGAUUGAAAUGACACUGAGACGUAUGCUUCGUACGUUCCUGCAGCACCACAUGGACAAUGCAGGAAAUGAGAACACAACAAACGAUUUGGCAGUAACGUGCUGCAGAGAAGCAGAGAUCUGGUAUUACAGGAUACUGGAGGCCCUUGUCAUUCAAGAGAGAAGAAGGCUUGGCGUCAGUGACAUCCCGGUCGCCUUUAAGACCGAUCUGUUCCACAGCUGCCUGGUGGCCUGUUGUCUGGAGAUUACCAUAUCCUCAAACCGUCUGCCAUAUGAGUUCCCUCUGCUCCCUCAGGUCUUAACACUGGACCCUUACCACUUCAUGAUGGUGAUCGAGUCGGUGUUGCGGGUUGACGUGUGCCUGCCCCUCGCUGUGGUCAGACACCUCGCCCAAGUGGAAGAGAAAGUUCUGGAGAGCUUGGCCUGGACCACCGACUCACCGCUGUGGAAGGAAAUCACAGCCAACCAGGGCCAUCUGCCCACCUGCCUACAGGUGAUGCCUCCAACACUUGAAGGUCCAACAGACUCUCAACCUAACAGAGUGGAUCUCAGUUUGGGAGCUGACCAACAGCGUUCCCUCUCAGCUGUAAACGGGCCUCCGAGAAGCAAAUUCCUCCAUCUGUUUGCUCGCAAGGUUUACACCUUGAUGGGCAAACGUCUGAGGGAGCUGUGCUCCACACUGAACAUCAGUGAUGAGCUGCGGCUGAAGAUCUGGACCUGUUUUGAGUACUCUCUGGUCCACUGUGCUGACCUCAUGAUGAACCGUCACCUGGACCAGCUGCUCAUGUGUGCCAUCUACAUCAUCGUCAAGACUACCAAUGGGGACAUUCUCUUCAAAGACAUAAUGAACUGCUACAAGUCUCAGAUAUUUGCAAGCAAAAAUGGUGUCUGCAAAAAUGUGCUGAUUUGGGGAAAAGACGAAGACACAUCUCUCACUGGAAACACCAAUAGUGAAGACCACGCCGGCGGUUACCCGACCCCCAACUCGCCAUCGUCACAUUAUUCGGAACCUCCUCGGAAGGAGAGGGGCAAUAUCAUUGAGUUUUACAGUCAGAUCUACUGCACAAAGAUGAAGGACUUUACCGAGCAGUUUACCCCGACCUCUGGAAGAGACACGCCACCUUUGUCUCCGUACCCCCGACUGUGGAUAGCGCCUCCUCGCAGACAGCGGCUGUCCAGCAGACACCACGUCUUCAUCACGCUGUACAACACAGAAGCCACUUUGCCCCGUACAUCAGGAAUCUGCUACUACUUCAACGCCAGCUCCCGAGAGCGUCUGCCUCAGAUCAAUAACAUGAUCAGAAUGGGCAGGUCACCCAACAGGCGACCCUGUGUGGUGUCAUUGAAUAGAGCAGAGGAAGACGAGGAGGAGGAGGGUCCUUCAGCGAAGAGGUUCUGUCGCAAUGGUCAGUCAGCCUUGCAGAGGCGACUCAGGAAUGUGGUGAAUGAUCGCGUGGCAAGAAGGGACCAACCAACCAGCUCCAGCUCCAACAUGAGCAUCACCUAACAUGCACUGAGCCGAGAGGAGCCGUCGUCUCUCUGCUGUAAUAUUAAUAGCAGGUGAGGAGGUUGAGGAAACGCACACAGCGGCUUUGUCUUCUCUCACAGAUAUCUUUUAACUAUUCCGUUGGGCCAAAUUCUUUGUCUGUGCUAAAAUUAUGCUUCCUUUUGCUCUUUUGCUUUGCACUAUUUCUGACACUUACUGUCCUUGAAAAAGGCACUUAGCCCUCAGCUCAGUGGCCAAUGUGGACGAUUGUGGUCGUCCUGAGCGGCUCCCUCGUGGAGGUGUAUGAUGUACGAAUUGGAAGUAGGGCAUGGCUGGAAAGUGCUCAGUUGACUUUCCUUGGAUAAAUAAAGUCAGACUGAGAAGUGCAGUUAUUACUGCAGGACAAACGUGUCUGCCCCAGACAGCUCUCAGGGGGGGCGGGCUUAUGUCAAGCUUCACCAGCGUCAGUGGCUUUAAUGAAUACUUAAUUGUAACUGACUAGUUCCUGAUUAGCUGAGGAAUGAUACUGUGUCCAGUGAAAGCAUUUUAAAUCACUUUAUAUGUGUUUUUUUUUCAGUUUUCUUCCAAUAAUGAUGCUUCCUAGAUUAUAUUUUUAUAUAUAUAAACAUUUUAGAUAAGUUGUGUUGAGUUCUUCACGGGAAUGAAGGGAAAGUGCAGAAAUCACAACAGCGUGAUAUUGUAUUCUAUGGUACUUAAAAUGUGAAGAAACUAAAUAUUAGUAUUUAGGGGCGUCCCGGUAGCACAGGCGUCCCAUAUACAAAGGCUGAGUCCUUGCCCACAGCGGCCACUGGUUCGAGUCCGACCUGUGUGCUGUAUGUUGUUCCCUCUCUCUCCCCCUUUCACAAUCUGCACUUCUCUAUCAUAAAGGCAUGAAAAGCCCAAAAAUAUAGGUUAAAAUGAAAAAUAUUAGUAUUUAAUGAUAAUAAAGUGCCGCUCCACUUAUUGUGACAUUGUUCUGAUGUUUGACCUUCACCUUCGCUGUGUGUGCGGCUAUAUUUAACAAUAAACAAACAUUUAUUUAA